AUGGAAGAUGAAACAAGUCGAACGACCAAUGUCAUUGGAAGCGCACCUUUGGCUCUUACCGAGUCUCUUGAUUCAACAAUGGAAGUUCAACAACAUGCAUUGACGGUGAAGAGAAAAGCUAUAGAAUCAAGAUCUGCUGCUUGGCCGCAUUAUGAGAAGCUCAUAGAAGAUGGAAUUAAUAAAGCUAAGUGCAGGUAUUGUGGUAAAGUUCUCUUAGCUGAUUCAACUAAAAAUGGAACAAGUGGACUGAAUAAACAUUUGAAAACUUGUCCUAAAAAUCCAAAUAAGGUUAACAAUUUCAAUUCCAAGUACAAACAAUCAAAUUUAAACUUUCCCUUAGAAGGUGAAAUGUGUGAUGGGGCAAUUUGGACUUUUGAUCAAGAGGCAUCUCGGAGGGCUUUAGUUGAGAUGUUAAUCCUUGAUGAACUUCCUUUUCGUUUUGUUGAAAAGGAAGGUUUUAAGAAUUUUAUGAAAAAAACCCAACCUUUAUUUCGAGUUCCCUCCCGUAGAACAGUGACUAGGGAUUGUUAUCAAGUUUUUGGUGAAGAGAGACAAAAGUUUAUGAAGUAUUUGAAAGAAACAUCACCGAGAGUUGUUACUAGUCAUAAGGGUGACGAAAUGGCCCGUUGUAUUAGUAAGUGUUUGCUUGAUUGUAAAUUGGAGAAAAUAAUCACUAUAACUGUAGAUAAUGCUUCUUCUAAUGAUGUCAUGGUGAAAGAGUUACACAAACAAAUAGUUAAUUGGGGAUCUAACAUGAAAUGUGGUAACCAUCUUCACGUGAGAUGUAUGGCUCACAUUUUGAAUCUUAUUGUGCAAGAUGGCCUGAAAGAAGUUGGUCCAUCGAUCAAACGUGUUAGGCAAAUGGUGAAAUAUGUUAGACAAUCUCCCGCAAGGAUUAGGAAAUUUAAGGAAUGUUGUGAACUAAAAAAUAUAAACAGUAAGAAGUCAUUAUGUUUAGAUGUUCCAACCCGGUGGAAUUCGACCUACUUGAUGUUGGAUGCCGCACAACAUUUUGAGAGUGCAUUUGAUUACUUUGAUCUCGAAGAUGGUGGAUUGUCAACUUAUCUUGCUAAUCAUGUUUGUGAAGAUGGAAGUGUUGCAGGUGUACUUGAAAGUGAUGAUUGGCAAAAGGUAAGUAAUAUGGUAAUAUUUCUUAAAAGAUUUUAUGAUCUAACUGAAAAGGUUUCAGGUUCACUCUACGUCACUUCUGCUGGUCACUUUGAAGAUAUAGUUGAGCUUCACAAUCAUUUAAGAGAGUGUAUGGAAGACAAUGAUCCUUCUUUGGCAAAAAUGGGAGAAAAAAUGAAACAAAAGUUUGUCAAGUAUUGGGGUGCUCCUGAAAAAAUGAAUAAAGUACUUUUUAUUGCCUCUAUCUUAGAUCCUCGUAACAAACUAGAGUAUGUUGGCGACGCACUUGAGGAUAUGUUUGGAGAUGAAAAAGGGAGUGAAAUAAAAGAUGAAAUGGUGACUUACAUGAAAUCUAUGUUUGAAGAGUAUGUAGCAAAAUUCUCUAAUGUAUCUCGACGCCCAUCUACUCUCUCUGAUUUAUCGAGUCAGACAUCAGAUUCAUCUAUCUCUAACACUAGCACAAAAUCAACAAAAGUAAGAAAUAGGAUCCAAAUGAAGAGGAACAAACUAGAUGGUACAGGUUUGGGUAGUAAGUCGGAGUUGGAAAGGUAUCUUAGUGAAGAACUAGAGCCGACUGAUGAUGACGACAAUUUUGAUAUCUUGUCGUGGUGGAAAGUUCAUUCUCCUAGAUAUAAAAUUCUUUCCGAGAUGGCUCGUGAUGUGUUGGCAAUUCCAAUUUCUAGUGUGGCAUCGGAAUGUGCCUUUAGCACCGGAGGCCGUAUUCUUGAUUCAUUUAGGAGUUCUUUGACUCCGAAAUUGGUGCAAGCUGUUAUUUGUCUUCAAGAUUGGCGUCGAAAUGAGUCUUAUCCCAUAAAUGUUGAAGAAGAUUUUAAUGACCUUAUGAAACUUGAACUUGCUAUGGAUGAUAUUGAUUUGCAUUGUUCAAGCUGAAGGUGUGUAGUGUGCUGCUGCUGCAGCUUAUUGUUGUUGCUGGUUGAUUGUGUUGCAGCUUAUUGUUGCUGCAGUGCAGCCUGCAGCCUGCAGGUGUUGUAGUUUG
This is a messenger RNA of Solanum dulcamara, 2125 nucleotides long. RefSeq names its product zinc finger BED domain-containing protein RICESLEEPER 1-like. Bases 1 to 2019 code for a protein of 672 amino acids. Gene Ontology annotation, molecular function: protein dimerization activity; DNA binding. The transcript has 4 exons. The record is from RefSeq and is a predicted model, not a curated record. NCBI's taxonomy places the organism in Eukaryota, Viridiplantae, Streptophyta, Magnoliopsida, Solanales, Solanaceae.